AUGUUUAGUACACAAAAAUCUCUCUUUAUAAUCGCCUCUUUGGUGUCUCUCACCGUAUUGGCCGCACCAAUCCACGACAAAAGCAAGUCUCGAGUCGAACCAACAACUUCUGUCGAAUGGGCUUUCGUAGAUGACUAUGCCACGCGUAACCAAGUGCUUGAUUUCUAUGAAAAUGUCGUUGAAGAAGUAUUUACUGCACAUACCGAAGAGAUUUUGGAACAUUUGGUUCGUACCAGCCAACCAAACUCUCCUUUUACUGUAAAUUAUCUUACAACAGAAGAAUCUCAUGCUUCAUGCGUGCACAAAAUCGAGAACUCUGUUGCAAACAACGUACAAGCAAUGAGCCAGCACGUGUAUAGCUCAAUCGAAAAACACGUGGAUGAGAACCUGAUAUUGCUUGAUGCAUUUAACCGGAACUCAGAGACCGCCGUCGAUCCAGAGACCUCGUUCGAAGACAUUGCGGCACUCGUAUUUUCUCUCAACCAGGUCGUUUCGGACCAACUGGCUGCUGUUAUCGAUCGAUACAGUCUCAUGAAGAACAUCGAAAAUGAUUUGCCGUAUUGUGACCUCCACUCGUUCUUUAGAGAGCCAAGUAUGGCCACAACAGCUGAAGCCGGAUCGGCAGGCUCGGCAGCCGUUCUUCUUCAACAAUCUAUAGAUAGCAUCUUUGGAUUGACUAACUCUCCGAUUCACUCCAAGGGUCUCUGGCUCCAGUCUGCAAAGACCAGUGUUGAUCUCUCUGUAACUCCUUGUGUCGAGAACCCAAUUGAUUAUCACAUCCAGGCCAUUCGGUCAGACGUAUUGUACGAGAUUGAAAACCGAUCUAUGGAUAUCGUAAACAUCUUGUAUGAUUCCCAGUUUGAGGAUCUUGAUGUAUAA
Phycomyces blakesleeanus NRRL 1555(-) is the source of this 879-nucleotide messenger RNA. RefSeq lists its product as hypothetical. The transcript is spliced from 2 exons. NCBI's taxonomy places the organism in Eukaryota, Fungi, Mucoromycota, Mucoromycetes, Mucorales, Phycomycetaceae. The record is from RefSeq and is a predicted model, not a curated record. Bases 1 to 879 code for a protein of 292 amino acids.